GCGCGUUCGGCUUACUGUGCAGCACAUGCUUGCAAGGAGUGCUUCACGACCAUCGCUUGCACGGAGGAAGGAACUGCGCAGAGAGGAGGCUAUUGUGAGAAGCACGAAAGGUGUGCUGAGAAUGGGUGCGCCAAGCUGCGGUUUGUGAACGGCGAGGGCAAUCGUGAAACAAAAUGCUCAGAACAUAUGCGUCCUUGUGGAGCACACGGGUGCAACUAUGCCAGGUUAGAAGGGGGGCAACGCUGCGCGAAGCAAAUUUGCACGGCAACUCCUGACUGCCCGGGCUAUCGUAUGUUUCCGAUAUCGACGCUUUGCAACGCGCACAAGUGCAACGCAGUAGACUAUCCCAGCCAGAGGCGUAUGAUCGAGUCUGCCAUCCCACUGGGAACAUUAUUUGCCAUGGACCCAACAAGCACUGCGGCUCAGUUGGCUUUGUGCUAUAGCCCGUAUUGUGCCAAGCAUACGUGCGCUCAAAGUGACUGCAACGAUAGACCAUACAAAGACAGCAGAUUCUGCGCCUCACACACUUGUCAAUAUAAAGGUUGUUCCAACGGCUCACGGGGAAAGGACUACUGCGCUGAUGAUGUCGUGGAUCAUGGUGAAUAUUGCAAGGACCACACGUGCGAAGCCAGAGACUGCAUCGAGGAAGCUGCGACAAGAGGCAAAUACAAAGGGCGAAGUCGUCGCCACGAAGAUCAAUCCGACUCUGAGGAAGAUAGCGAAGACGACUGGAAUGACUGGCCGGGCUUGGGCUUCAGUGGAGGUGGUGCAUAUGGCGGUGGUCGAAGUCGGCGCGGGGGAGGUAGGCGCAGGCAGACUGCCGUUGGGUUUCCUCCGGUAAAUUAUUCGUACGAACCCAUACUUUCGAUCGUCGAAACUGACAAACGGCAGGCUCCUUUCGGCCUUGCGUGGUAAUUUGUCUUUGUAAUAAUAUAACUAUGGAGAGUCUUACGCAGUCUCGCCUGUCAACAUGUUCACGGUUGUGCGGCCUCAAUCUUAUGUAC
This is a messenger RNA of Truncatella angustata, 1004 nucleotides long. RefSeq lists its product as uncharacterized. The coding region runs from base 187 to 915 and encodes 242 amino acids. The transcript is spliced from 2 exons. NCBI's taxonomy places the organism in Eukaryota, Fungi, Ascomycota, Sordariomycetes, Amphisphaeriales, Sporocadaceae. The record is from RefSeq and is a predicted model, not a curated record.